CGCAUAUUCGAUUUGUAAACUUGUUCUUGAUGUAACCCAAAGCUGAAAGACUCUUCGAAAAACUUGUCGUACAAUCAUAAAAUCAAUACAAAUUAAGGGUAGAUUGAAAUUAGUUUAGAUUGAAAUAAUUAGAGAUAGGGAAUGACUUUUUACUAUUACACAUUGUUCAAAAUCGAACACCAAAUGAGUUGUAGCUCAACGAAAAUUAAGUUUAUUAAUAAUAAUAGUGUUCUAGAUUUGAAUUACCCAACCUACCAUUUAUAUUUUUAUACAAAAAUGACAGUAGGAUAACCAUUUAUAUUACACAUUGGUGAUAGUUUUAUCGUACGAAGAAAUUUCCUGCAACCCUAGACUUGUUGAGGGUGGAAAUAUUCUUUACGGAAAGUGAACGUUGUUCACGACUCUAUCAUAAUCCUAGUCACCCGGUCUCGGGCUAUCGUACGUAUACCCUCGUCCCUAAAAAGUCCCAACAACAGACUGCCAACCCACAUUCCUUGCGUUACAGAAGUCGGAGCAAACAAGAAUGGAGAGUUGAGUUUUUGUUCGAGAGCUGAAAGAAGAAGCAGAUAGGAUGGGGUCUAUACAGUUGCAUUUUGCCAAAAGAGCGUGUAGCUCAGUAGCCCAUAUUAUGGCCCACAUAAAUUGUAACUAGAAAGCCCAAGAGUGUUAGGUUAUCAGGCCUCCUCUUUUCCUUCUUGAUACCUUAGACAAGGAGAUUAUUCCCUAAUAAAAUAAAUAGAUAUUACGAUAAAAAAUAAAUAAAUAGAUACGCUCAAAUGUGUGUUCUUUCGUUAGAAUAUGAAAAUAGAAAUAGAAAUAGAUAGAGUAGAAACGACAUCUUUAAUGUCAAUCCGUCAAUGACACCAAAAGAAAGAGGAUAUUAAAUCAAUAAAAUUGGAAUAUGGAUGAAAUAUAAUGAAAUCGAGCCACUUGGGCUUAUUCUAGUUUCAAAUUUCUUUUAUGAAAAAGAGAUACACAAAUAAGGUGUAUGCCACAAUUCGACUUUAUAUCUUUUCUAAAUGCUCUUCAAUCCUCAAUUCGAUUUUUUAUUUUUCUUAAACCGCGCCCCAAUCAAUUUCUUAUGGUAGUAAAUCGAGAAAUAUUUUAUGAACCAUAAUAUUCAGAUUUUUUUUAAUUACAAAUUUACAAUAUUUAUGAAAAAACCCCAUGUUUUUUUUACUAAUAUACAAAAUCUGGGAGCCGUGUCCCCUAGUUAGGGUUUAUUCUUAUUUUUGUCGAUUGCAAACAUAACUUUACCAAAACAAUUCUUCUUCGACCUCGCAAGUCGCAAGUUGCAUUAUCAUCCAUCCAUCCAUCCAUCCAUCCGCACAAACACUCUACUGGCAUCUUCUCCAAUCAGGUAUGCUUCUCGAUCUCCUCCGUUCUGUUUUCUGCGAAGAAUCUGAGGCCUAAUUUCUUUCAGCUCCCUAGAUUGUAUUUGGCUUCGUCGCAUUUCUCUUUUUCUUUUGUUGCGUUUUGAUUUCCUCGAUUCCUUGGUGCGAAUUUUCGGAGUUCUUUCCCAAUUGCUUGAUGUUAUUUCGUUUCAAUGUUCCGAGAUGUGUUGAAAGAGUGGGUACACUUAGUAAUUGAUUGAGUGGGUCAUCUUUGUCUGAAUGUGUCAAUGGGUGCUUUGAUCUGAAUUGCGAUUCUUCAAGUGAUGAACUUGAUUUGUACUGUCAGAAUGAUUCUUUUGGAGUAGGAGGUUGGUAACCAGCCGGGUGUUUCCUUAUAAAUGUUAUCGCUGGACUUUUAGUGAAGCCAGCCGAAGUCCUGUUUGUGUUUGGGGGUCGUUGAGAUAUACAUAGUUCUAUGUAUUGACUAUUGUGAUCUUCGCUUUACUGGAUGAUUCAUGCUUGCUUUUUGGUGUCCCAGAGAUCUUUUCUCGACUUGGUAGGUGGCCAGAGUGAACUUUCCCUCCCUGCUUUUCGUUUCAAAAUUUCUGGAGGUGGCUCUGAAUCUUUCAAGAUAUGACAGUUGGUUUUCAAGUUUCUUGAUAGAAAUAGAUGUCUUUACUACACUUUAGGGCAAUCCAUGGCAUUGUGAAACGAUUGAGAUACACUGGCCAUCUCCUAUUGCGUUACAGAUUUGUGCACUAGAGAUUGUGUCAUACAAGGCAUAGUAGUCUAAUUGCUUCUUUUGCAUUUUUUCUUUUCUUUUGCAGGUGGAAGACUAUUAUGUUUGCUAGAUGUACUUCAGGAGGAGUUUGUCCGCUUGACAGGUGAAUAAAUUGCCAAGUUGCUCUAUCAGUAGAUCUUCAGGGCCUCUCCUUGGAGAACUUUUGAACAAUGGUUACUCCGGAGGAUCGAUAUGCUCCUUUGUUGCAUGACAGGAAAGCUUUUAGUUUGAUCUGUGUCUAAAUUUAACCAUUAGCAGUAGUACCCCGCAGUUUCAUUUCCCCACUGGAAAUUUAUGUCUCAUCUUAACAGAAUGAAGAGAAUUGAUAUAUGCAUCCCUCUAAUUGUCAACUUCUAAUGUUUGGAAGGUCACCUGUCAUGUGCUGUUUCACCUUUAGCUUGCUAUCCAGUAUGUCUCUGCAGACCUGGUUGAGAUGUUUGUACCAAAUAUAUGUGAGUUGCACUCAACUAUUCUUGUGAUACUUGUACACUUAGCUAACACUUUUCUCGGGAGCUUGCAGGUUGUGCAACACUAGUGUUUCUUCUGAAAGAGUGGUCCGUACCUCCAGAUUCGCUUGGUAGCAGCUAUGCUACACUCUGGUUCGAAAGAUAAUCAACUCCGCGAGAGCAACAGCCAGAAGGUCCACCCUCAACCAAUGGAAGAUUCUGUGCAUCAAAAUCCAGAAGCCCUUGAAACCUUGAUAUCUAAAAUCUUUCAAAACAUAUCUUCUCUCAAGUCAGCUUACAUCCAACUCCAAGCUGCUCAUACUCCGUAUGACCCUGAUAAGAUCCAAGCUGCUGAUAAACUUGUUAUUGCUGAGCUGAAGAACCUGUCUGAACUGAAGCAUUACUACAGAGAAAACAAUCCCAGGCCGCUGAGUGUCUCCCCUCAGGACUCCCGCUUAGCGGCUGAAAUUCAAGAACAGCAGUCUCUCUUGAAAACCUAUGAGGUAAUGGUAAAGAAAUUCCAAUCGGAAAUCCACAACAAGGAUUCUGAGCUUCAUCAGUUGCAGCAGCAGAUAGAGGAGGCAAAUCAGAAGAGAUCGAAAUUGGAGAAAAACCUCAAGCUCAGAGGCUUAUCAUCAUCGACUACCAAAGGUUCUGAAGAAGAAAACGGGUUCUUCCACGUGGAUCUAACCCCAGAACUAUUCACAUCUGCAGUAGAAGCUGCUUAUAAAGCCAUUCAUGAUUUCUCCAAGCCGCUGAUUAACAUGAUGAAAGCAGCAGGGUGGGAUCUCGAUGCUGCAGCUGGGUCCAUCGAGCCGAGUGUCGUUUAUGCAAGGAGAGCGCACAAGAAGUAUGCAUUUGAAUCUCAUAUAUGUCAGAAGAUGUUCAGUGGUUUCCAGCAGGAGAACUUUGCUAUUAAUGUCAACGAUAUAACGGUCUCAAAGGAGAGUUUCUUCCACCAGUUUCUCGCACUGAGGGAGAUGGAUCCAUUGGAUGUGGUGGGUCAGAAUCCAGACUCCUUAUUUGGGAGAUUUUGCAGGAGCAAGUAUUUGGCGGUGGUUCAUCCAAAGAUGGAGGCUUCUUUCUUCGGGAACCUGGAUCAGAGAAACUACGUGAUGGGUGGAGGACAUCCAAGGACUGCCUUUUACCAAGUGUUUCUAAAAUUAGCCAAGUCGAUCUGGCUUCUGCACAGGCUGGCUUACUCCUUUGAUGCCAACGUGAAGGUCUUUCAAGUCAAGCGAGGGAGCGAGUUCACCGAGGUCUACAUGGAAAGCGUUGUGAAGAAUCUGAUACUAGACGAGGGCAGCCAGAAACCCAAAGUUGGUCUCAUGGUGAUGCCUGGUUUCUGGGUAGGAGGGACCGUGAUUCAGAGCCGUGUGUAUCUUACAGGCAUGAAGGUUGCUGAAUGAUCAUAGGCAUAUGGUUAUUGUCCUUGGUAUUGCUAUCCCUUGUGGCCUCUAGCUGGUCUGCGUUUUCUGUCUGCAACUUGGUACUCCACCCAUGUCGGCGGGUAAAGGCAGCAGUGGUGUAGUUGCUUCCCUUGUUUCUACAUAGUUUGUAUCUGUUGAAUCUUCUGUAAUCGAGAUGAAAUGAAAAUCAUCCCUGGCUUCCUUUUCAAGCUUGUCCAGAAUGCGGUAAACUAAGCAUAAUUUGCGGGUGUGACCUCUGAAAGGUGACGACUUGGAACAGUUUGCUGGAAGAGUACUCUCCUUUCCGGCCACAUGAUUGUCGAGAAUUCUUAGCACCUUGAUUUCUGGCACUUGGUUUGCUAACCCGCAGGCAAAGGCCAUUGAU
Linum trigynum is the source of this 4355-nucleotide messenger RNA. The record is from the annotation of a GenBank genome assembly. Lineage: Eukaryota; Viridiplantae; Streptophyta; Magnoliopsida; Malpighiales; Linaceae.